This is a messenger RNA of Chaetomium globosum CBS 148.51, 1536 nucleotides long. RefSeq lists its product as uncharacterized. The transcript has 6 exons. NCBI's taxonomy places the organism in Eukaryota, Fungi, Ascomycota, Sordariomycetes, Sordariales, Chaetomiaceae. The record is from RefSeq and is a predicted model, not a curated record. Bases 1 to 1536 code for a protein of 511 amino acids.
AUGGCGCAGAGAACCCAGGAGGACGCAGGUGAUAUGGGACCAUGGAUCACAUUCAACGCCCCGGAGCACGACCCGGCAUGGGCGUUCAAGCAGGCCAUGGACAAGCUUGAGCAGCGGAAGGACCAUUUUCGCCAGUUCAUGAAACGUUUUCUCGCCAAGUACAACGAUAGGGGCGCAUGGAAAGUCACCUUCGAUGAGAGCACCACAUGGCCUCAAGUCCUUGAAGAGGCCACGCAGGCCUUCGAUGACUACACCAAGCGAGGUCGCAGCUGGAGACACCCAUUUCGCAGCACCCAGCGUCUCUUUGGAUCAGUGGCCUGCCGGAUAAAGUUUCUCGUUGUGCUGCUUCCGGAUGGAGACUUUACAGGUGCUCUAUGCGGGGGAUUGUGUUUGAUCUACAAUGCCGCAACACGCAGAAGAGAGAUCCAAGAGCUGAUCAUCCGGACCCUCGACUCACUUUCUCAGCAUGUUGAGGGCACUAAGUCGUUUCUCAUGAUGUACGCUUGGGAUGAAGAUGUUCGGCAAAAGACCGAAGAUUUGUACAUCGCCAUCCUCGAGACCAUAGAAGCACUGACGGAAUGGCUGUACCGGUCGUCCCUACACGCCGUCCAUCAUAACGUCCUCACGGUGGGCAAAAGGGUCGAACAAAUGAGCGAGCACAUUACGGCCUUGAGGUUUGAGGCUCUCAGCGUGCUGGAGAAGCAGUUCCAUGGCAUGUCCAAAGGCGUUGAGUGGCAAAUCCACCGCCUCGAAGAACGCCAGCGCAACUUCCACCUCCAAACCCUCCAAGCCAUCCCCCACCCCAACACAACCACAACCUUCCUCAACCCCUACCUCCCCCCCACCCCGCCCCAACCAACUCUCACCAUCCCCUCCCUCCUCACCCCCCUCAACCUCCCUACCAACCCCACCACCACACCCCCCAACACCACAACCACCAACACUAUAAACACCCCCUAUCCCCUCACCAAAGACCAAAACCUGACCCUCCUCCUCAGCCGCGCCACGCAACAACAACAACAAUCCACCCUGCACUUCGCCACUGCCUCCCACCAGUUCCAGACUUGGCUGCGCUCGCUCUCGUCGUGCGUGCUCACCAUCCAUGGCAUGGACGUCACGCCGCCGACCUCCUCCAUGGCGCCGGGGGUUCUGGGUGGUGUGGUGGUGCCGGUUACGAUCCAUUUCUGUGCGUUGUUGCUGGGGGGGUUGGCGAGGUUGGCGGAUGGGGAUGGGGGUGGUGGGGUGUAUCCGGUGGGGUUUUAUUGUCGGUUGCAUGGGGGUGGUGGGCAUGGUGGUGGUGGUGGUGGUGGUAGUGAGGAAGGAUUUGAUGGCCCGGCGGGGAUGAUGCGGUUUCUGAUUGCACAGGUUGUGCUGCUGCUUGCGACGAGGAGGGCGGAGUUGGGAGUGGAUCUGUCGCAUGUUGGGGUGGCCGAGGCCGAGGCGUUGCGGCGCCGGGACCUGGACGCGUUGUGUUUGGUGUUUGAUGGUUUGGUGAAGCAGAUCGGGGUGGGCGUGGUGUUUGGUCCGGGCCGUUGA